Messenger RNA from Penicillium nucicola, 1857 nucleotides. RefSeq lists its product as uncharacterized. NCBI's taxonomy places the organism in Eukaryota, Fungi, Ascomycota, Eurotiomycetes, Eurotiales, Aspergillaceae. The record is from RefSeq and is a predicted model, not a curated record. Bases 1 to 1857 code for a protein of 618 amino acids. The transcript has a single exon.
AUGCGUUGGACCCUCUCUGCUAUCACAGGUGCAGCGGCCCUGACUGUGGCGGGAAAUAUACCACCAUCUCCUCAGCCAGAGCUCAUAGAAGUUAUUGAGCUUCCUUUACCACCUGUGGCUCCAAGUAAUGCCACGGGUGCUUGUACAGCCUCCGUCAACCCCCGCCGCACUGGUUGUAUUGGCAAAGUCUCAGACACAUUUCAAGCGGGGGAUUUUACACCCGAUGGAAACCAUGUCGCUAUCACGGUGGAAUUUAUUGGUGCCCCCGAUUAUCCUGAUAAAUCCAGCAUUUACACCGGCGAGCAACUUAUUCUUGUCAAAACAGAUGGUACUAAUUUCACCAACGGGGAUCCCUGGAAAUGUCUAAGUUGCGGCGUGCCUUCAAAGAAUGCACGAUCUGUUGAUGCCUCCAAGGAUUAUCCUCACAUCGCCCGCAAUGCUCGCCAAGCACUCUGGGGUCACAAUAUCCUGGAUUGUGGUGGUGUACCACUGGUCAGCGACCUAUGUUCACCGAACAAAAUACACAUUUACCCGAUUUACUGGCCCACAUCUGUCAAUGGCUCCAGUCAACCGCGAGAAAUGCGAAUGCACCCCGAUGACACUCAUAUGGGCUGGAGCGCCUUUACUUCCAAUGGCCAACACUCCUAUUAUGGACGAUUGCAGUUCAACCCACAUCCUAUCAGUGGAACCAUUCGCGUUCCUCGAUACGAUUUAGUGGAUGUCAACCUGCUGGUUCAGCCGAAUGGAAAGCUACCUAUCACAGUAGAGGGCUCAGAGUUGAAAAUCAAUGACAAAUCCAUCACCGUAGGCGAACUACGAGGAUUUAGCGGCUCUGGAGAUGAACUCCUGUAUAUUGGAGCCACACUCGAAGCGAACAACAUUGAUAUCAUGUCUGUCCACAUUACAACUGGCGUGGUCCGCCGUCUUACUAGUCACCCCGAAUACGCAGACCCGGUCUCAUUCUCAUACGAUGAUCAGUGGUUCGUGACGAUGGACACUCGAGGCUCAGAUCGUCAAAUGUGGAUGUCGGGAAUGCGCCACGUCCCUCCCUUGAUUGAUAUCGUCGCCACAACUGCAGCUGCAUCAACGCGCAACAAUGGUCUCCGUCGCUUCUUCCAACCUAUCUUGAUUGAUCGCCACGGGGAUCGUGGCGACUAUUUCGGUCAGCACGUUAACUACAAUGGCGACGGUGACGAUGGCAGCGUCAAUGAUCCCAAUUGGAAUGGCAGGGCAGACCCCGCCUUUUCCCCUGAUGGCACUCGUAUUGUGUAUUGGCAGACUCUGGUUGUCUCUCCUGCAUGUGGAGGCCAGAAUCCCCUCCCUUGCCCUGUAUCCACGGCCCAAGGGGGCCGAACUUACCGGGUAAUGCUGGCGCGUCUCUCGAAUAGAAAACCCACCGAUGAGGCUACUGUCUUUGCUGCCCCCGAUCAGAUCCCGUGGGCCACUCCAUUUCCCCUUGGCGCAAGUGUGCCCACGCUGAGGACUCUGCCCGCAGGCAAUUUUAUGCUCAAUGGCCAGUCGAGUGGCUUUGCCAAUGUGACUUUGGUGAAAGAUCCAAAGCUCGGCAGUUUCAAAACUGUCUCUGUGCAGUACAAGAAUUACUCAGAUGAUGGAAUCCAUUUCAUCAAUGGGCAUGAGACGGUGACUGUAACAUUGGACUUGUCGGACCCCUGGCUUAAUAAUUUGGAAUGGUACUCUGAUCUCGUACAAGCUGGAGCGCAGAGGGCAACCAAAAAGACUGGUCCUGGUGGAUUCCAUUUAUCUAUCAACGCCAUGGAAAACAUUUUCGAGGCAAAUGGUACGUUGACAACCACAGUUGAUGGUGUAUCAUAUCAUCAACCCCUUAAUGGGGCUUGA